Messenger RNA from Naumovozyma castellii, 1263 nucleotides. It is a transcript of the gene PEA2, whose product is annotated as Pea2p. NCBI's taxonomy places the organism in Eukaryota, Fungi, Ascomycota, Saccharomycetes, Saccharomycetales, Saccharomycetaceae. The transcript has a single exon. The record is from RefSeq and is a predicted model, not a curated record. The coding region runs from base 1 to 1263 and encodes 420 amino acids.
AUGACUGAAAAUCACCUAGAAAUGUCAUAUCCAACAAUGGACCUCUUGAAGAAGGCCAAUCCAGUUCUUUUUUCCGAAGAAAGAUACGAUGAGUAUCCCUUAGAUGGCGAGGAAUUGAUGCAAUAUUUGAGUACGUCUUCCACAAUAAAUAACCACUCAAGACCGCUAACGAACGUCGACUACUCAGAUUACUUGGUUUACGGCAAAGACGAUGGGUCCAACCAUCAGGAGAUUGACUUGGAUAAGAAACUAAUAAGUGAAUUCAUUUUAUUUCUCAUACAGUCGCGUCAACACGACAGUAAUGACGCUGAGAAUAAUAAACAUAAAUCCAUAAAGUUUGAAGAGUUUUUGAAAAUGGAGCCUUAUUCCAAGAGAUGGUAUAAUUGUAUCUUGGAUGUAUUAGAACAGGGGAAUGCUACUGAGGUGGUUGAUUUAUCGAUGUCCAAUAAAAUUCUAAGUGAGUUCAUCCGAAAAGGAAAUGAACGAGAUUUAGUUAAGGCUGAUGACCAAACUUUGGAAGAGCUUACUUCUUAUCUAUUAUCAAGUGCGAUUAAAAGAGGUAUUGAUAUUAAACCUGUAAGGUUGGAUGAUCCGGUGGCUUUUUUGAAGAAUGGCAUUGACUGUAUACUGAAUUCAGUUGAUUCAUCAUCAUUGGCACCUUCUCAAGAACUAGACCACAAUGAUGAUUCCGAAAAUAAGCCCUCGAGUCAAGAAAAUGAAAUUGGUAAGAACAAAGAUAUAGAACAGAGCAUGGCAUUGGGGGAACGAGAAAGUGAAACCACUAUGGAAGAAAUGAAAACAGCAUUUAAGGAUCUACAACUGGCGCAUAACUUUUUGACGAAACGUUUCGAACAUGAUCGUGUGGGCUACAGCCAAGAUAUUGAAAAGUUAACACGAACAAACAGAGAAUUACAAGAAAAAUUAUUAUCAUAUCAUUCUUCUUUAACUAAGACGGAAAAGAAGUUACAGGAGGCAGAAAAGGCUUCAAAGGAAUUGAAAACGAAAAAUGAUAACUAUUCUUCACCUAGAACACUAUCCAAUACAUCAAACCCAUUGAAUUCACCAAUACUUUCGCCAGAGUUAUGGGGACCACCUUCUCCAGGUAGCAUUAACAGUAACGCAGGAGCUCAUUCGAUAUCCAUCAUGAGAAAUGAAUUCAAAAGAAUAAUAACAGAGACUCAGAAAAAACAUGAAAAAGAGCUGAGUGAAGAACGAAAGAAGAGGUUAGAUUUAGAAGAAGAGUUAAAGAAGCUAAAAGAAUAG